ACAGGGGCUGCCGCUGCUGUUAUCACACUAUAAUGCGAUAAUACCACGAUGUAGUUCUUGCUUCUUGAAGAUUGGUAGAACCUGAUCAAGAACUAGGAAGAAGUACGUAGUCAUUCGGUCAUUUCGAAAUUCUUCCGUUUGAACAUGACGAACAAGCUAAAGCGGAUUUCCUCUGUCCACGUGAUUUAUGUUGUCGGUUCGUCCGUCUCUGUUACUGUCUAGGAUUUGACUACAAGAUGAUUUCAUUCCGCCGUGAGAUCUCGACUGCGCGUUGCGGCCGUUGCUGAACCUUUCUAAACCGACACCUCCGGAAGGGGACGAGCACACGGUUUUACUUGCGGCGUUGUCCGUUUCGUUUCUCCGAUGCGUUGCUGCUAAACGGUUGCUUUUUGCUCUGCGUUGCUGCGGCGUUGUCCGUUUCGUUUCUCCGCCGAAAAACCGAAACCAACCAGGGCGGUCUGUUUACCCCCCAAAUUGUGCAGUAGCACCCGUGUUUCUUCUGCUUGGACCUGUUCUCCCUUCUUCCGCUGUUUCGUCAAUUCCUGCUACCAGACGCUAUGAUGGAUGCGAACGAAAUUACGAUAAAGCUUCAUGCGGUGGCGAAGGACAAGAAGGGCAGGACCACCAUGGCGUGGGGGAAGGUGCAGCAGCAACAGACGUUUUCCGAGUAUUGCGCCGCGAAGAAUGUGGACAAGGGCUCCAAAUUAGCAAUGGACGCAGCGGCUGUUGAGUACGAGGGUCCGGACAUCUACGCCCACACAUUUCAGUGCGAAGGAAUGCGCCACAUGGAGUGGUCUACGGGUUACGUGUGUGUAGUAUUGUCGUAUGUGAGUAGCCUUGCGCUCGCUUGUCUUCGUCGCCGUAUCGACAGAAGAAGAAAGCGGUGCGUAUUUGUACCUAAGACUGUUCAGUUUGCUCCUGCAGCUCGACGCUAGAGGAGAAGCAAAAGCUGAGAUCUGAAUGCAAUGGAUGCAAGUAGACAAAGAGAAAGAUCAUGUCUUAGCGCGGCCCAGGAGCAUGAUCCUGAAACAAAAGAGCGACGCUCGUGAAGAUCAAAAGCAGACGCUCCUUCCUGUCGCUGUUAUUGCCAUUCCUGUGUGAGAACUGCAUCACGAAAAGGCAACAACAAAACUGGAAAGAUCAUUUGCGUGCAAAUUCAAUCCAGAUGAGGCUUCGGUUGCAUUUUAUUCAGUGUCGCGCACAGUCAUCGCAGAGGAAAUGAUUGCAGAAGUGCAAUUGUACUUAACGCCUUCGCCAAGUAGAAGCAGCCGCGCAGUUUCGAUCUCUGUGAUCUGAUUCGGAAAGGGGUUGAGGUGAUCAGCGAACGAUCAAAAAAAGAUCCGCAUGAAAUUUCUGUCGUGGUCGUUGUUACAUUUUGCAGCCUAUUUAUUUUGCCAAGUAAAGUAUUUGUACGAGCACGAGGGCGCACCAGCAGGCACGCACGCACCUACAGCAGAACGGCAACAAUCAUGAUGACAACGAGAAGUGGCAUUGUUACAUUUUGCAGCUUAAAUGGCCGGUGGACUCUCUGGUUGAACGUGGUGGAACGGAAUGAGUUCUCGGAAAAUAGCGGGUUUUGAACUUUCUCGACGUGGUGCCUACUGGUGGUUAAACAUCCUAUAUCCAAGAAAAAAAAUGUGUCCGUGUAAGUCUUUUGGGAUGAAAACAGCAUCACAAGUUCGUCUGCCAUGACUAGAAAAAGUUGUUAUGCACAGAUAGUAAGGGAAAACACAUAGGAAGCGAGCCGAUCAGGCAUGUCGAGCAUGACAAGUAUAAGUAACUGUUUUGCAUUUUCUGCAUCACACAUUCACACUUUAUACACAGUUUUUUUCUUGUAUAUCCCACUUUGGAAGGCUCUACUCCUACGUUCGGGGAGGAAAAGUAAGUAAACCAAUCGAAUCUACUUCGCAGAGAUCGGUGGCACCGCGGUGCAGAUACGAAAGAAAACGAAUCUGCAGGAGGUCGAUGAUCUUCAUUCGAUUAUAUGCAAGUCACCAGUGAAGAAGUACUCUAGCUGGCAAACUUACAUAAUACUUAGUGGAGUAACAAGAAAGGUUUUUUUUAACUUGGAAUGAACUUACUAGUGAAGAACCCGGAGUAGUAGAGCAGCCCUAGCAAAAU
Molecule: messenger RNA, 2121 nt
Organism: Amoebophrya sp. A120
Lineage: Eukaryota; Dinophyceae; Syndiniales; Amoebophryaceae
Source: the annotation of a GenBank genome assembly